Molecule: messenger RNA, 885 nt
Organism: Plenodomus lingam JN3
Lineage: Eukaryota; Fungi; Ascomycota; Dothideomycetes; Pleosporales; Leptosphaeriaceae
Source: RefSeq, a predicted model, not a curated record
AUGUUGCACAACUCUAGCAUCGAGGAUGAUAAUGCGAGCAUGAACUUCUGGAAACGUUGGCUGACAGGAUUUAGGAGAUUCAGGCACCAUCAGCAGGUCACGGUCCACGCCGCGCCUUGUCAAGCCCCUAUAUCAACCUCGUUCUCAGAGACACCAGAUUUGCCGUUGAUUCAUCUUCGUAACUACGGGCGUGUUUAUGGUCAAGACCAAAGUAUCAAUUGCUAUUCUCACUUCUCCUUCAUUAUCUCGACUGGUUUUGCCCCUUUCCUGAACAAUCUGAGCUCGCCCGCUUCCAUCACACGUUUUUCUACUUGGCGCUAUCGUCGGACACAUCAGUGGGACCACACCCCGAUUCAAGCAUCGGACACGGAUCAUCCACCGGAACUGUCGCGGCGUUGGCACUCAGAACACAAUCUCCGAUACUGGUUUCGCCCUCGGUACCCACAAUCAACGAUGAUGGGACGACCAUGUGGCAGCACCAACGGCGCAAAGGUCCUGCGUUGUCCGCCAGAGAUGCUCAGACGUCUACGGCGAUUGAACGAAGCCGAGAUCAUCACACUUUUUACUCCCUUUGUGCCCCACCCCACCUCCACCACUCUAGCCAAAGAUAUGGACCCAUUCGAGCCUCUUGGACGAGCCCUACCCCGAAGAGUCCGCCACGUCCCCUAUCGUCUGGAAAAUGGCAUGACAGAGAUGCACAGAGACUUCUUACCCAGCACAGGCGCCGUCAUGAUCGUCAUCUGCGUCACCUCCAACGUGCUGCGAUACAGCGCCCAGGCCUUCGAACUGCAGGUCCGAUUUGCAAGAGAUGUGGCAAAGCAGAUCAGCUGCGGCGACUGCGUAUGCGAAUGCGAUGCUGGAUUUUCCCGCACUUGUUGCCAUUGA